UUAUCCACGUUUACUCAUAAUAACCCUAGCGAAGUGCCCAUCCACGUUGGCCCCUUCUUUUUUUCCUCACAAGAGCGCAACACAAACAGAGUGAGUUCCGUUUCUUCUUCUCCAUCAAAUCAAACCCAAACAGAAGCACUUCAAGCUCCGUACCUCCAUUAACUCCUUCCCCCUUUACAGCACCAAAACGAACCGUCUGUUGCCUUCUGUUAUCUGUUUUUACAUUUUUAUUUUAAACGAACAGUUUUUACAUUGCUCUGGAUUUGACGGGAUAGAAAGAUGGCGGGUAAAAAAGAUGAGAGCUUGAAUAGUAAAAACGUGUUUGCAGCACUAAGUAGUUUAAGAAAGAAGAAGAAAUCAGAGAAAGAGAAAAACGGAUCCUCCAACACUGAUUUGGAAAAGAAGGGAAUUGUUGAAAAGAAAGUGUUUUGGGCUCCGGCCCCACUCACCGUCAAAUCAUGGGCUGAUGUUGAUGAUGAAGAUGAUGACGAUUAUUAUGCUACCACUGCCCCACCUGUGCCUGUCUGGGGUGGCGAUACACUGGAUUCUAAGCAGGAAAAGGAGGACGAGGCUGUUGUGGAGGUACUACUAGAAAGUGAAAGUGAGGUAGAAGGUCUUGAUGAAGUUGAUGACGAUGUUGAGGAGGAUCAUGAAAAUGAACAUGAGCUUGAGGCGCCCGUAUUUAUUAAGAAGCCUCCAGAAGAAUCAACACGCAAAGAAUCUGAAAGGCAGCUUUCUAAGAAGGAACUGAAGAAAAAGGGGCUUCAGGAACUUGAUGCAGUUCUUGCUGAGCUGGGAUAUAAUAAACAGGAGACCAGUAGCCAAGAUGAUUUCCAUGUUGUACAAGAGAAGAAAACAGAGAAUGAUAGAGAGGUAGAGAAGAAGGGUAAUGCACAUGGCGAGAGCAAAAGUUCGAAAAAGAAGAAAAAGAAGGAAAAAACGUCAAAGGAGGCAAAGGAAUCCCAUGGCCAGCCUCAUGAUGAAGAUGUUGGGAAUGGGAUACAUGAAACUGCUGAGACAGAGCAGGUCGAUGAUGCGCCUGCUGUUGAUGUGAAAGCACGUUUGAAGAAAGUGGCGUCCGCAAAGAAGAAGAAAUCUAGUAGAGAGACUGAUGCUGCUGCACGAGCUGCUGCUAGUGAAGCUGCUGCGAGGAAUGCAAAGCUUGCUGCUGCAAAGAAAAAAGAGAAGAAUCACUACAAUCAGCAGCCGGUUCGGUAAGCCGGCAAAGUGUUUUUUUUUUUUCUUUGCUUCUCUUUCUCAUCCUUGAACAUGUACUUAUUAAUUUUGUCAAUGGGUAAUAAGAUAUCAGGUUCUCAUCUUUUGAAAA
Molecule: messenger RNA, 1327 nt
Organism: Ricinus communis (castor bean)
Lineage: Eukaryota; Viridiplantae; Streptophyta; Magnoliopsida; Malpighiales; Euphorbiaceae
Product: histone-lysine N-methyltransferase SETD1B
Exons: 3
Coding region: 280-1218 (312 amino acids)
Source: RefSeq, a predicted model, not a curated record